Pungitius pungitius (ninespine stickleback) is the source of this 2567-nucleotide messenger RNA. RefSeq names its product cleavage and polyadenylation specificity factor subunit 4. Gene Ontology annotation, cellular component: nucleus; cytosol; cytoplasm. Gene Ontology annotation, molecular function: mRNA regulatory element binding translation repressor activity; glycine hydroxymethyltransferase activity; mRNA 5'-UTR binding. The transcript is spliced from 13 exons. Lineage: Eukaryota; Metazoa; Chordata; Actinopteri; Perciformes; Gasterosteidae. The coding region runs from base 16 to 1767 and encodes 583 amino acids. Gene Ontology annotation, biological process: purine nucleobase biosynthetic process; L-serine catabolic process; tetrahydrofolate interconversion. The record is from RefSeq and is a predicted model, not a curated record.
AGAGAGGAGAUAGAGAUGCAGAAAGGGAGGGAUCGCUACAUGACGCACUUUGCAGGGCGGACGGACCAGGCCAAAGCUGAUCUUGCUCUUCUCGCCAUUAUCAUGAAACAAAGAGAAGAUGCAGCAAAAAAGAAAGACAAAGAGAAAAAAGAAAAAGAACGAAUGAGCGGAUUGGAGCGAAGUUUGGCGGACUUUCCCCUCGCGGAGACGCAUGUUUGGUCAAAGCGCUGCGGUCAGAUUGUAGUACAUGUGACAGCGGACACAGUCCCCUCUCCACUGAUUCCAACUUGUUUUGACCGGAGAAACAAAGAAAUCAUGUCUAUAAUAAACGAGCACAACUUUGUUGUGAGCAAAGAAACGUGGGAAUCGCACAACAAGAUGAUGCUAGAGCCUCUGUCCAUCAGCGACUCUGAGGUGUUCUCAAUCAUAAAAAAAGAGAAGCACAGGCAGACGUACGGUCUGGAGCUGAUCGCCUCCGAAAACUUUGCCAGCCGAGCCGUCCUCGAGGCUCUGGGUUCCUGCAUGAACAACAAAUACUCUGAGGGAUAUCCCGGUCAGAGGUACUAUGGUGGUACGGAGCAUGUUGAUGAACUGGAAAGACUCUGCCAGAAGAGGGCAUUGGAGACCUAUGGUCUGGACUCAGAGAAAUGGGGUGUCAACGUGCAGCCAUACUCUGGUUCACCUGCUAACUUUGCCGUUUACACGGCCGUGGUGGAGCCCCAUGGCAGGAUCAUGGGCCUGGACCUUCCUGAUGGAGGUCACCUGACACACGGCUUCAUGACUGACAAGAAGAAAAUCUCGGCCACGUCCAUCUUCUUUGAAUCCAUGCCCUAUAAGGUGAAUCCAGAAACCGGCUACAUCGACUAUGACAGACUGCAAGAAAACGCUCGGCUGUUCCACCCCAGACUCAUCAUUGCAGGGACCAGCUGCUAUUCCCGCAACCUCGACUAUGGCCGCCUGAAGCAGAUCGCAAAUGAGAAUGGUGCAUACUUGAUGGGAGACAUGGCUCACAUCAGCGGAUUGGUGGCUGCCGGAGUGGUGCCCUCACCUUUUGAUUACUGUGACAUUGUUACCACGACAACACACAAAACACUGCGUGGCUGCCGCUCUGGACUCAUCUUCUUCAGGAAAGGCGUGCUCAGUGUAGAUGCCAAAGGGAAAGAGUCUCUGUACAACUUGGAGUCCUUGAUCAAUCAGGCUGUGUUUCCAGGGCUGCAGGGAGGACCCCACAAUCACGCCAUUGCAGGUGUUGCUGUAGCUCUUAAGCAAGCCAUGACGUCGGAUUUCAAGGCCUACCAGAUGCAGGUUCUUGCUAAUUGCAAAUCUCUAUCCAAUGCCCUCAUUGACUUUGGCUACAAGAUUGUCACUGGCGGCUCUGACAACCAUCUGAUCUUGCUUGACCUUCGCAGCAAAGGGACUGAUGGAGGACGAGCUGAGAAGGUUUUGGAAGCCUGUGCCAUUGCUUGUAAUAAGAACACCUGUCCAGGGGAUAAGAGUGCUCUGCGCCCUAGUGGCCUGAGGUUUGGCUCUCCAGCUCUGACCUCCAGAGGCAUGAUAGAGGAGGAUUUCAAAAAGGUUGCUGAGUUCAUUCAUGAAGGUAUUGAGCUGACUUUGGAGGUGCAGAGAAGUCUGGAUCCCAAGGCCACUCUGAAGGAGUUCAUUCAGGCACUGACUCGAGAGAAGUUCCAGCAGCGGCUAUCACAAAUCAAGGCAGAGGUGGAGGGUUUUGCUGGCCAGUUCCCCAUGCCUGGCCUGCCUGAGCUUUAGAGGCUGGACUGAGGAUUUAAAAAAAGAUCAUAAUGCCACAUUUUACUGGUGUUUUGGUUUUGUCAGUAUAUUUGUUGUGAGAUGUGUUUAUCUGUCACAGCUCAAAUCAAUAUCCUUUUCAUUACUUUACUGUAUCUCAGGUUAGCUUGGACCAGAUAUUCCUUAAUCGAAAGAUUAAUUUGCAGAAUGUUUUGCCCUCAAGUUAUUCAGUUUUCCACUGUAAUUACUGUUUCACUGUAAUGCGGAUUGAUGCACAAAACCAGAAUAUUCCUGUCAUACACAAGACUUACACUGUACACGUAUACAACAUAAACAACAAUUGUGCAUACUGAAAUUUAUUUUGCCAAAUUUAUUUUAAUUAGGAACUGGCUGACUCAAAAGAUUUUUUGAAUGUCAUUUGUGUAACUAUUGUUUAAUAAGAUCUCCGUAAAGUCAUGAUUUAUACGCUGGGGAUGCAGAUUGCAUUAAUUAGCACUUAAUUAAAACAAACAGCUGCCAACAUGCAAUUUAUGUUUAAAGUACAUUGUGCCCCCAUUCAUUUCAAAUGUAUGACUGUGAGAAGGAAGCUUAAGAGUAAAAUCUUCACUGAGAUAUGAACCAAAAACCAAAAAGCUGUUAAUGGGACUGUUGUCAGAGGUGUAGAUUAAUAAGUGGACUGGAUUUCAGGCUGUUGGGCUCUGUUGGACUAUAUUACAUCACAGAUGUGAAGGAUUCCAUGGUUGCUAUGUUAUGUCUCUCAGCGCAUCAUUUAUAUUCAACAAUAAUUUUUUUUAAAUAAACACUUUGAACGGUGAAGAAAA